This is a messenger RNA of Cyphellophora attinorum, 942 nucleotides long. RefSeq lists its product as uncharacterized. The transcript has a single exon. NCBI's taxonomy places the organism in Eukaryota, Fungi, Ascomycota, Eurotiomycetes, Chaetothyriales, Cyphellophoraceae. The coding region runs from base 1 to 942 and encodes 313 amino acids. The record is from RefSeq and is a predicted model, not a curated record.
AUGUCGCAAACCGACACCUCCUCCACAGGCCGCACCUGGGAGGUCUACAUUCCCCACCUCAACAGCAUACCCCCCGCCAUGUCCGACCUCCUCGAGCACUACGCCCACGUCCCACCCGGGCCCAACCACCAGACCCAGAUCGACCACGUCCUCGCCGUCCGCGAUCCGGUGUACAAAUCUAACCCGUAUCCUUGCAUCGGGCGCUUCCGCUUCCUGACGCUGGACUUGGCUACCCACUGCUUGUAUAAGACUGACGUCCUCCCGCGCAUGACCAGCACUUCUUCGCCGCCACAAAUCUUUCUGGACCUAGGAACCUGCCUCAGCCAGGAUAUGCGGAAGCUCAUCUACGACGGCGCCCCGCCCCUGCACUGCUACGGUGCCGACAUCAUCCCCGCGUACAUUGAUGCAGGGUAUAAGUUGUUCAACGAUGCAGAGCGGUUCCCCAGGGACACACAGUUCUUCUGCCCGAUGGACAUCUUCGACGAGGACCCGAGCAGCAAUCCUCUGUUGAAGGGGUCGGGCGGGAAAGUGGAUAUCAUUCAUGCAACGGCAUUCUUCCAUUUAUUCUCUUGGGACCAGCAGUUGGUGGUUGCGGCGCAGUGUCUGCGCUUGUUACGGAAGCAAGGACGACAAGAGGACGAGGGCUGCCUCAUCCUAGGCAAGCAAGUCGGCUACGUCGAAGCCCAAGAGUCGCAGCGCAGGGACAACCCGGAGCUGAAGUCCUUCCGGCAUAAUGAAGCUAGUUGGCGGAAGCUGUGGGAGUCAGUGGUCAGAGAGGAGGAGUUCAGGGACGUGGUGAAGGAGAUCAGGGUCGAGGUGCACAAGAUGCAUGAGCGGCAUGAAGGGCUGCAGGCGGAGGAUGGGAAGGGGGUUGCGGGUGGGCAGGCGAGUAUGCCUAGUGGGUUUCGGUGGAUGGAGUGGUCGGUAAGGGUGUGGUUCUGA